Thamnophis sirtalis is the source of this 375-nucleotide messenger RNA. NCBI's taxonomy places the organism in Eukaryota, Metazoa, Chordata, Lepidosauria, Squamata, Natricidae. The record is from RefSeq and is a predicted model, not a curated record.
UUAGAUUAUUUCAGGGUUUAGACCUUCAGUGAGCUAACUAAAUAUGAGAAGAAAGCUAGACUUAUCUGACCUGACUGAUGAUGAAACUGAACAUGUUAUUCAAGUAGUCCAACGAGAUUUUACCCUCCGCAAAAAAGAAGAAGACCGACUGAAUGAAAUUAAACAGAAGCUUGAUGAAGAGGGUAACAAGUGCAGCAUCCUUUCCAAGCAUGAGAGAUUUAAUGAGCAUUGUUGCAUGCGUUGCUGCUCCCCAUUUACUUUUCUCAUCAAUACUAAACGACAGUGCCAAGACUGCAAAUACAAUAUCUGCAAGAACUGCAGCUCUUAUCAGAAGAAAGAGAAUGCGUGGCUCUGCAACAUGUGUCAGCAAGCUAG